AAAUUCUAAUAGCUUUCCUGACUCACAUAUACUUAGUUAACUUUACUCAGUAAUAUAAAAUACAUACUUCUUACUUGGUUUUGUUGAGUUACAGUCAAUUGCAGGCUGAAAAUAACAAUUUACUUAAUUGUUUGAGUGACGCUUACUUGAAACAAGCAAGUAGCAACAAAGGAUGCAAUGACGUUAUUACACCACUGAGAGGCAGCAGUGCAUGAAAGCGUGCCUAAUGUGCAGAAAAAACGAAGAAGAAGAAGCGGCACUUGCAAGAGCAUGCGCGAUGUAUCUCGGCGCCAAUUUUGCAGAUAUGGAAAGACGUUGACCGGCUGCCUACAUUUUUCAUCCGGAGCUUUGUUACUUUUUUGCAAGAAGAAGAAUAAUAAUAAGAAGUCCUUCUGGCAGCUGCCUCCUGAUUGGUCUUCAACGCACAGGUCUUGAUACACUGAUGCAGUGGAACUGUAAGCACUGUAUUUUUUCUGCAAACAAAAGAGGACUUUUGUUAAAACAUGGAGGCUUCACUCGGCAACAGCCAAUACCAUGUCUUCAUAUGGAUUGCUUGUGCUCUUUCAAGUCUUUUAACGCACAGCACUUUUUACAGAGAGACAAGUGUUUGCGGAGUUUUAACAGGAUAGUCACCACAGAUCUGCAGAGUAACUUUUAUGGUUCUGUGGAUCACUACACACCACGCUUUGUCACAAUCUUCAAGUCCAAGAAAGGGACCGUUGGAGAGAAAUUGGAUGAGUUUAUGCAGCAAAUGAAUACAGGGAAAGAAGCAGAUGUGACAGCAAUGCACACUCUUGUGCUCCAGGGCUUACCUAUCCUGCUUGGUGAUGAUGCCACUAACUUCUACAACACCUGCAACGUAUGUGAUGUUGAUGGCUGGCCACAAGUGUCCAUUGGGGUGCUGACUGUUAUUGAUGAAGGAGAACCUCUCAUUCCAAAUAAACUGUACCUUGACCCAGUGUCUACUGCAAUCAUUGUGGAGGGAGGUAUUGAACUGGAUAAUCUGCAGAAUCUGCCUCAGGCAAUUUGCGUCUUGUUUGGUCUGUCUUAUGCUUUAAAUUUGUCACUUGUCAACUUGUAGGUUCUAUCAAGUUUGGUCUCUGAACUGUUAUUGAUAUAAAGAUGUUAAGAGUCAAGGUAUGGC
Messenger RNA from Megalobrama amblycephala (Wuchang bream), 1144 nucleotides. RefSeq lists its product as uncharacterized. Lineage: Eukaryota; Metazoa; Chordata; Actinopteri; Cypriniformes; Xenocyprididae. The coding region runs from base 443 to 1081 and encodes 212 amino acids. The transcript has 6 exons. The record is from RefSeq and is a predicted model, not a curated record.